AGGUCAUUUGCAAUACUGACAAUCUGAGGUCACAUUUGGAUUAAAUUUCAAUGUACGCUUUAAGUUUAAGGUUGUCUUGGCUCGUAGGAUCUUCAUUUUACCUGCAAAUCUCACCUCACUUUAAAUGCACAGUUGAAUGCGCUAAAAUGAAUUCUAAAAGACUAAUUUCAGCUCCAUGUGCAGUGAACAGGAGGCGUCGUGAGCAAAAUUCUGUGGCAUAUUUGAGACGGCAGCUGUCCAUCUGUUAAUUCCCUGCCUUUCCUUAAACUCUUCCAAACUGGGCUUCCCGCCUGUGUUGGUGGUUUUAGCGGUGGGGACUGUGUAUGCUGACCUACACCCUGAUGGAACAGGCCUGGAGGUGGGUGACAUUACACUAAAAACGCACCCACUCACCUCACAUCGAAGUCAUCUGCAUAAAGAUUUUUUUUUUUUUAAUUAAAAAACAUCACCUCUCUCUGUGCAUAUGCAUUAUGCAAAUAGUGUCAUCAGGUCCUCUAUGUGCCCGGAGGUGAAGCAGAGGAGAAAGCAGACUUCAGGUUGUGGGUGUGGAGAAGCAUAGUUAUAACUGUGCAUUAAUAUUAAUAGGGUGACGUCGUGGGAGGCUACCACGAGGGAGAUCAAACUGACUGGCGAUAUUUUCGCUUUAAAUUAUGUUGAUUUUUCUAAAGUAUGAUAUUGUUGAUUGUCUCGCGAUGCACCGUCCAUGGAGAGGUAUGGAUAUUGUAAUGAUCUCCUCAUAAUGUUAUUCUCAUUUUCAGUGGUCGUUUGCCUGUUCCGGUCAGACUUUAAGUUUAUGGUUUAUCCAACUUUCUAUUCACCUAUUUUUUAUUUUAUUUCUAUUUUUUUGUGGUGGGAAGUAGAAAUAAGACACCUGCUAGAAGUAAAAAAGCAAAGCUGAUCUCACCAGGUGAAAAUAUCCCCUCCAAUGAAGAGCAGCCCAAGACUCGGCAGAAGGAAAGUUGGGAUCUCCAUUCCGCACGCUUUGUGGUAAAUAAUUGAGGGUAAAAAGAAAAAAAAAAAAGUUUCCCGGAAUGGAAAUCGACGACAAAAGCCCACCGCCAAGAGCUUUAUUUCAGCGCGCUCUCCUCGUGAUCCGGCGCUGUCGAGAACAAAGUAGAGUGUGGUGGUGCUGAUGCAGUUGAGGAUGAUGGUGGUGGUGGUGGUGGUGAUGAUGACCCCAUGGUCAUGCUCCCCAAUUCCUCCGCGUCCAGGAGCGCACAAGAGCAGAGCGCACCGAGGAAAAGAAAAACUCCCGAUCCGACCGCAACAACGAGCCGAUCCAACGCUGCCGCCGCCGCCGCCGUCUGUCCGCCGGCAACAGAGCAGAGAGAGGGGGGGGUGAGAUGGAGGGAUGGAGAGAGAGUCACUAAUCUGUCAAUUUCCUCCGUUGCUUGGCUUCUAAGCGUCAGAUUCAAUCUGGCCAGGGGAGGGAGGGGCCACGAACACUAUAUUAUAUAAUGUUAAACACAUUCGAAUCAACCCAUUAGGUAAUUACUGUCUCCAAUAAAGUCGUAUUUCACUCUGGUGGAGAAGAAAAGCAUAGUGAGGGACCCAAUGGGGCCCAAAGGGUCACUCAGAGGUAAUUGAGUUGGUCUGGGGGACAGUAGCACUCCCCCCCCCACCCCCCACACACACCCCAGUAUCGGUUUCUGAUUCUGGGAAAGUGCUGUAAAUCUGAACUAUAUCUCUCAUCAAAUCCCACACAUUUAGGAUAUACUUUUGUUUUAUUUAUUUUUUAAACUAAUGUAAUAACUAAUGUAAUCUAUUUUCACUUUCAUUCACUUAGCCUGCCCCCCAAAAAUAGUAUGAAAACAUUUAUAUAAAUACCACAAACCAUUAUAUUCAAAACCAUUAUUCUUAAACUUGCUAAUACUUCUCCUAUACAGUGUUGUCAUCUGUUUUGAAAAAGUAAAAACAUCUGAGUGACGCACCUGCAGCUUGGCCUCAGACAAUUUCUGUUCACUGUCUCAUUUUGCUUUGACAAUUCAAAGUGUUGAUUGACUGUCUGCCGAGUACUGUGACUGUGUUCGCUUUAUUUUGACCCACUUUCGCCACAGCGUCUAUAUUCGGUUGAAAUGUGUCCGGGUCCUUUUCCAUGAGGUGCUCACAUUAUUUCGUCUCCCCAGUUUGAGGUCACCAAAUCCAAGAGGCCUCAACAAAGAUAUAUAAUAGAUUAUGAAGCAAAAGGAAAAACAAGGUAAAGUCAUAAACCCAUCUCCGCACGUUCAUUUUUCUAUGAAUUUCCAAGUGAAUUAUUUCACUAUAGAGAUAUGAGUCCCAGAGGUAAGCCUAAAUCUCCUUUCACAUUGAUUAAAAAAACAUAUAUAGGAUUGAUAGGAAAUGUAUCCUCCAUUCUAUCAAAAUGUGCAGGCUUUUAUUUUCUCCUUAUUAAAAGUAACCUCUUUUAUGUGCUGUGUGGAGAGUGCGUGUUGCAGGAGUGCACCUGCCCUGAUUUCUGCUGCCUCUCCCUGGGGAGCAGAGGCAGGCCUGGAGUCGGUGGUGGUGGUGGAUUCAAACCCCAGUCUCUCUCUCUCUCCCACCGGACCUUCCAGUUGGAUUUGCACUGCAAGCUCUUUUGAUAUAAGAUACCAGAAUACGGUGCACACUACAAUGCACUGCAUGGGACUUUAUUCUGUGUCUCUCCAACACCAUUUCUCAUUCCUUUUAUUCCUCUCACCCUCAUGUAUUCUCUUUCUCCAUCUCUAUCUGCUCUCCUCCAGUUGAUCCAUCCUUCAUGUUAGCUGGAGUCUUUGUAUCCCUCGCAGUGCCUUGCCUUUGUCUUUCCAACAAAGCAUGCCCUCUAUUAUACAUCACACUCUCACACACACAUACACUCAUACUUUUAUUUAUUCAGUCUCCCUCGGUGAUCCAAAAUAUUCAUGUAUCACAAGUUUUUAAUAUGUUACGACACACUUCUGUCCUUCUUCUUCUUCUCUUUCCUCUUCAACAUUAUGAUGAAUUGAGCUUUAGUGUGUCAAAUAAAAGAGAAUCUUUCCAGUAAAAAGCCCAUUGUGCCGGUGCAAUACUGAUCAACUACAAAUCAACGUCUUUUCCCGUGUAAAUCAGAUAGCAGCCUUGCAUGCUUGACAAAAGAUUUUGCAUAACUCACAGAUUUAUCAUUGUUCUUUCUGAACCAGCUGAGACAUUUUCUGCUGAGUCUGGCAUGACUGAUAUUAAUCAGAUGAAAUAAACUAGUGUUGGUGAAGGAAAUUAUAAAGAAGGUAACAGCAGACAGGAAGUUACAAAAUGCAAUUUUAAAGAAUCAUUUUAGAAGAACAACAGCAUUGUAGCCUUAUACUCAACCACUUAUUCCUACUCAAACAUAAGUAGGAGUGGCCCACAGUGUGAUUUUAAAAUAAUAAAAACUCUUUUAACGUCCUUUUGGGUCAUUUCAGUGGAUUUAUGGAUCAGAAUGACACGAUAUGUUGUCACCACAGUAGUCUUUCAUGUUCAUUUUUCUACCAGUAGGUUCCAGUUGAAAGUUCAUUUGACAGACGUCCUUAACAGUCGUCUCGAGGGACUGCAAGGCCUCGCCCCUUGCGUCCCGUCUCCUUGGAAACACUAACAAACAUGGCGGAGUAACUUUUGUAGUGAGAAAAAGUAAUUUUGAGAAGAUGUCUUACCAAGAGGUGGAAACCCUAGACAAGCGAGGUGAAAUGGACGUCGAAGACAGGGACAGUCCAUUUGAUGUGGCGCCAGACAGAUAUGGACUGCUGAGUGUCCACCUCAGCACUGAUGAGGACAGCGAUGAAGAUGCUCCGGACCAGGAGACCUUUAACGAUGAAGAGCCAGCCCUUCCUCCUCCUGAUUUGAAGUGGUUAGAAGAGUUGUAUGAAGAUGACCAUGGUGAUGUUGACCGUGAUGGUGACCUUGCGGUUGCGGCCGUGAAUGGUAAGAAGAGGCGUUGUGCCGAGACAGCACGGAUGUUCAAGCUGAGACGAAACCUGGACCAGCUGGACCGCUUUCACAGACAGGAGGAGGAUGACGUGCUGAAAGCCAGAGAAGAGCUUCAACUCUGUCGUCAGAACAUUGGAAGUUUGGUGGAGGACAGGGAGAACUUGGAGGACGAGAUAGAGCGACAGAGAGCAGCAGACAACAGUGUGGCAGUGUUUCGUUUGCGAGCCCAACACAAGUAUCUGUGUCAGAAGCUGCAGAGUGAGGAGGAGCUGGAGGGCUACAUCAACACUGGGCUGAAGCAUCAAGAACUGUUGCUGAGUGAGGUGGAGGUGGAGCUUGGCAGGUUCUCCUCGCUCCGGCAGGAGGUGCAGGAGGAGAAGCGGGUCUUCCAGGUCCUUCAGGACCAGAAGGCAGCGACAAGGCUGCAGCAGCAGAGCAAAGCCAACCAGCACCUGCAGUUCAAGAUGCAGCAUCACAGGGAUAAACAGGCAGCCAUGCUGAAGAAAGUGGAGGCUGAAUGUCAGAAGAAAAUUGAAGAGGGCCAGGCGAACCGCAAGAUAGCUGCCAAGUACCUGAAAGAGACCAUUAAAAGGAUGCACCGGCAAGAGGCUGAGAAGGAGCAGCAGAGCAGGGAGCUACUGGAAAAGAGGAUACAGGCUGUCAAGUCACUGAAAUCUAACAUAGCAGCCACCCAAGAGAGCUUACAGGUCCAACAAAGCAGAGCCAAAGCGAGUGCCCAGAAGAAAGAGCAGCGACAGAGACAACUGAAAGAAUCUCUGGAGGCCCAAGGAAUCAACAGUAUCAAGCAUAUGUACCAACAGAAACAACUAGAGGAGAUAAAACGAAAACAAGCGGAAUUCGAGGAGAGGCAGAAGUCAAAGAGAGUGGAGAUCGUGGAAAAAAUGCUUCAGGAGGGACAGCAGGAAAAGAGCAGAAAGAGGCACCAGGCACUGCCGCCUAAGCCCUCGGCCACUGACAAGUUCCCAUCUCUGGGGAGAGCAAGAGAGAAGCUCCUGCGCUACCUGGAACCCGGGCCCCCAUCGGCCACCAAAGAGAGAGCCGCAAUCCAGUUGAGACAGCUCAGUGACAUCAGCAGCUCAUCGUCGGCCUCCUCUGAUGUUGAGGACCUGGAGGAAACCUUGCACCAGGAAGUGGACCGCCAGAGCCUUGCUGACAGCCUGGCUGAGCCUGAGUUCCCUGGGCUGUGGGACCAGAACUACAAGACUCUCCUGAAAGAGAAAACAACAUCGGUGCAGACAGACCUAAAGCAGGAAGAACCGGCAAUGGCCAGUGGAAAGCUAAACAUUCCUGCUAAAAAGGUUCAUGGGAAAGAGUUGAAAGGGCCUCCAUUCAUCAGCAAACCAGAGGUCAUCCUCUUCAAGGACUUUGAAGUUGGCACAAUGUAUAAGAAGACAGUUGUCCUGACUAACAUCAGCUACGUCACCAACCACUGCAAGCUCCUUGGGGUCUCCACCCAACUGAAGGAUUUCCUGUCUAUCAACUUUGAGUCUCCUGUUUCUUUAUCCACUGGGAUGUCCUGUGACAUGCAGGCUGUUUUUCAACCUCUGAUCAACGAGGACGUGGAAGGUGAGCUCCAGUUUGCGUCAGCAGUGGGUCGCUUCUCUGUGCCCGUCAGAUGCACCAUAAAGAAAUGUAAUCUGGAGGUAGACAGACAGUUCAUUGACUUCGGUUCGCACGUGGUGGGCCAGACUAUUUCAUGGACUAUCACCUUGACCAACAAGGGUGCACUACCCACCCUCUUCAGCCUGGACACCUCCACAUGUCUCAGUCCAGAAACCAGCCAGGCCCAGACGGCUUCCCAGGUCUCUGCCGACGCCUGCCGCCAGGAGAAAAGAAGUCAAAACACAACAUCUGACGACCAGAGCAGCCCUGUUUCCAUGGGCACCGGAGAACUCCAACCGAAGCAAGAGAGUCAGGAGCACCCAGAGGCUUCAGCUACAGGUCCAGAAGUUAUUCCUGAGACUUGUGUGUCCACCGAUGUGCAUGUCCAGAUGGACCAGAGCCACUCAGACUCCGGUGACAUAAGUCUAGGAAAUGUUAGAGAAGGGGAGAUUGGACCCUUUGAAAGCCUCAAACUGGAAGUUGUUUUCACUCCAACCAUUCCAGGAGAGGCCAAACUGGACUUCCACGUCAAAUUCUCUGACUUAACCUGCAAACCAAUACCCAUCCAGGCGAGGGGUGUCGCAGUCAGUGUCCCUGUAUGUGUGGUUCAGCCGUGCAUUGACCUGAAGAUCUGCAUGUUCGACCGCCUCUAUCAAGACAGUAUCAUGGUCCAAAGCAGAGCCAGCACAGCCCUGAAGCUGACCUUUGAGGUGUGCCCGGAAAUGAGGAAACACAUGGAGAUCCUUCCAAAGACGGGCUUCGUCCAGGCCCAAUCAAGCUUCAACGCCCAACUCAAGUUCCUGCCGAGAAGCUCCUUAUCCAAAGACGCCAAGAAGCUGUUUGACAGCGACACGGGAGUCCUGGAGGUUCCUAUGAUGGUUCAAGUGGCGGGCCAGGUGAAGCCGGUCCAUUUUACAGUCCACGCAGUUGUGACCUCCUCAGACCUGCAGUUCGACCGGACUGAGGUGGACUUCGGCUUCUGUUCCAUUCACCGGUCGGUCAAGAGCAGCGUUCGCCUCACCAACCUGUCCCUGCUGCCUCAGGACUUUGGCUUCCUGGGUGUUCCAGAGUUUAUUGAGCUCCAGCCUGAUGAUGGCUUUGGCACUCUGCUCCCACAAGAGACCCUGGAGAUAGAUCUGAUGUUCAGUGCCAACAAGGCCAAAGAGUACCAUUUCCAGCUCAGCUGCAAAUCAGGAAUUAACAGAGAUUUCCCUCUGUCAUGCCGAGCGGUGGGUGUCUGCCCUCCACUGCAGCUCUCCCAUUCUCUGGUUCAGUUUGGGGCCACAGCGGUAGGCGACCUCUCCACUGCCGUGCUUUACCUGAUCAACCUUCAAACCAACCAUAACCAGUCCAAACAACCAGUCCCUCCAGUGGUCAAGGACACCGUGGCUCCUGUAGCGCCCAGGCUGUUCUCCUUCAGCCUGCCCGAGGAUUCAGACAUCAGCAUCACUCCUUCAGCGGGCGGCCUUCUGCCCGGAGAGAGAUGUCUGGUCCAAGUGACGUUCAGACCCAGACUGUCAGACCAAGACAUCAAAGAGGAGGCGCUGCGUCUCCUCCAGCGAGCCAAGUCGCUCCGUGAGAAGGAGCUGGAGAGGAACAGACACGCUGAACACGAGGCUAAAAAGGAGGUCCCAGUGGAAACCGGUAAACAGAAGAAGACAUCUCUGACUCCAAAGAGCAGCAAGGCGUCAGAUGGCCCAAACUCAGACCAACUCACUGAAUCACCAAGUCCUGCCGACAUACAGCCAUGGUCAGAGCAGUAUGAGGAGGCCAGGGCCUCUCUGCUGUACGCCUUCACUCAACACUACAGGGAGUGCACCGUUCCCUGCUUCGUGUCGGACGGAGGCCCCCCAGAGGACGACCGACAGGCCCGGCCGGCAUGGAGUCCCUUCAACACGCUGUACUUGAAGCUGCAGUGUCCUGCUGUACAGCCUCCUCUAGUGCUCAUAUCCAACAAGGGAAAGAAUGUGGUCGACUUCCAUCAGCUGGCAGUGGGAGAAAAAGUGAUCAAGAGGUUUACAGUUCAGAACAUUUCGAGGGAAGCUUUGGAUCUGAGGCCGUCGGUGCUGGAUGUACACGGUCCUUUUUCCCUUCUGAAUGCUCUCAGACACAUCAGACCCGGAGAAAAACACACUCUGGUUCUGGCCUUCUGUCCAUCUCUGGAGAAAAAGUACUGCGAGAUUCUGGAGGUGUGCAGCCAGAAGAUGACACUGGAGAUGACUCUGUGUGGGGAGGGUCUGGUCCCUGCUGUCACCUCCUCCCACCCUGGAGGUCUCCUUGACUUUGGCUACGUGUUGGAGAAGGAGAGCACCUCGCACGUCCUGAAGCUGCAGAACAGCUCAGCGGUGGCCGUGGGUUUUCGGGUGCUGCUGGCCAGCCUCUCUCCCUCAAGGCCUCAGGGUGGAGCUGACAGUGUGGCCUUCCUGCUGCGGACUUACACAGACUCUCAGGUCCAGCCCACUGUGGGAACCCAGAACCACGGUGGGCUGAGUGUGUUCAGUGUGGUGCCAGCAGAGGGCAGCAUUGCUCCAGGACAGAGCCUGGACGUCGCCGUCACCUUUAAGCCCGACCACCCAUCUGUCAACUAUUCUGACAGACUGACCAUAGAGCUCAUGAAUAAGAGUAAAGUGUGUGUGGUGGAUCUGAAGGGCGCAGCUUCUUCACACAACAUGUAUCUGUUUGGAGGAGACCUGCUGUCGGUGCCCAUUGAAUCCCUCCUCCCUCCACUGAUAACCGGUCAACCUCACCUCACAGCUGAGUCAGAGCUGAUGGAGAAGCCCACCAACCCUGCCCUGGUGACCCUGCGGGCCGGCUACAGCGCAGGAGUAUUCACACCUGCAGUGAGGGAGCUGCAGGUGGGCUGCAUCCGCUCCCCACAGUCCAUUAAGAAGAGUGGUGAGUUUCACUGGGAUAACGUGGCGUCUCUGCAGCAGCUCGGCUUCAGUGUGGAGCCCAGUAAAGGCACCGUGGAGACGGGCCACAGACGCACCAUCACUGUCACAUGGACUCCCCACAGUGGAUACAAGCCCUAUGAGGUAGUGCAGACAUGUUUACCUCUUACCUUGAAGGGGAAUGAGACGAAUGUCUACAGAGUCACCCUGAUGGCUUUGGUCUCCACCACAGCUGACUGACCUCUACAGUGUCUGGAGUGGCUGGCCAGUGUGCAAUCUGCUCACACACACACACACACACUGAAAAAAAAGACAUGUGAUGUACUGUACAUUUAUGUGGCCAACAGUAACUGACAAAUUGAUUAUUUAUGAAUUUAAUCUAAUUAUUAAAGGUGGAAUUGAAGUAAGAAUUGUUCACAAAUCUGAUUUGAACCAUAUUAUUCUACAGUGACUGUACAGCUUCCAUGUUCCCCGGGUUAAGUUAUGUUACCGGCCCAUUUCUUUUCAUGCACUUUGCUGUAACUUAAUUCCACCACCAGGGGGUGUACAUAAUGCCAACUACGCAGCUGUGUCAUAUCAUGGUUAAGGGUGUGUCAGCUGAUGUAAGCAAGCAGAUGUAUACAGUAGGCUACAUACUGUAGCGCUGCUGGCACUAGUGGAAGGAGGGGGGGGAGGGGAUUUGCAAAGAUUGAUAUAGAUAAUUUAUGGUUAACCUUAGUUUGGGAUAAAGGCCACUUGUGUACAAUUAAAGCCUAUUGAUCAGGCAUAGACUGACAUAUUGGUUUAGCACAUCGGUGUUAAUAGCAGAAGUUGGUGCUGUACGCUUGAUUGCUCCAACAGUAAUAGUGGAAGUAUCAAUAAUAGAGGUACUAAACUUAGUAGUAGGCUGAUGAGUCAAAUUUCCAGCUCACAUGUCUAUUCAAAGUUGGUCUUGGAUGAAUGUUGUUAUUAGAUGAGGAAACAGUUGUGAAAGCAUUCGGGCCGUCACACUGGAACAGGUUCCGUGGCAGCCUCGUUGAAGGGUUUUAGAACUUGUAGACAAAACUUACUGGCCGAUAACUGAUUGUGAAUGAAGAUCUAAAUAGAUUUCACCUGAUUUUGAACAUUAGGGAGAUUACUUCGGUCGGUCGUACUCCCAUCCAGAAGACCCGUGGACUGGGCCCAGGCCAGUACUGAACCAGAUAGUUGCACUUACAAGUACCUGCCACUAGGAGCCCCCUAAUGUCCCCACUGGUCCUCCACUAGUUAUGGAAUUCAUGGAAUUUCAUGGAAUUUAAAGUGCUGUGGUGUAUUUGAAAUAGUGAAAGUGAGGGAAGUUGACCUUCCACUCUGGGGAAAGUCACGCAUUAUCAGCGUAUAUUAUCAAAUACACGCUGUGUAUUUGAUAAUACAUAAACUCUUUUUAGCAACUAGUUUAGUAACAAUAUUCUGCACAAAAUGUGAAAACAUACCUGCACAGUUGUUUACAGUUCUUUUAUUCUAAAUGAACUUUCAAAAAUGUUCUUUCUAUACAGCUCACUGGAUAACAUUUGUUUUAAAAAAGACAGGAAUUAAAUAAACUUUAGUAAAGGAGGUAUGUUUUGAGUAUCUGAUACUACUGAAAUGUAGUGUUUCUAGAUUUUUUUUAAAUAUUUAUUUCUUUAUGUUAACAUAAUUUAAAGAAAACAUUUCAUUUCCUUGGGGUGUUUUAUAUGCACUGUGUAUUAUAUAUGUUUGUUUUUUUAAAUAAAAUUAAACUUUUUGGUGCAAUGACAAAAUGUGUAAAAAGAUCAAAAGGUGACAAAUAUUUUGUCAAUGGUUAUGAAAUGUAUAAACUACUCCUUCAUAUAGGCUUAGACCUUUCUAAAGCUAAAACAAUAAAAAGGGGGCUUUGCACAGACCAAAAUGUAUUGAUAUUUAUUCAAACAUUAGACUCAGAUCCUGUGAUCGCUUUGCAUAUACAUAACUGUGUCGUGAAACAAUUCCAAUCACAUUGGACAUUUAGGUGAACAUUUCCCUUCAGAUUAUUUGAUAUAAUGAAUGAUCCAGUCCUCACAACAGUACCAACGGACAAUCUCUCUGAUCCAGAUCUUUUUUACAACAUUGCUCUGUCACAUUUUAAUUGCUCAUUCCAAAACUGGGCACUCACUUGCUAAUCUCCUGACGGGUGUCCAACUCUAUGUGAACCAGGCCCCUGUGCAUGUGAACAGCAGAUGUCAGUAAUGCCUCCAAACGGACCAAUAGGAUCUGACCUCUCUCAGAGAUACAUGCUGUAAGCAUUUAUCAGAGAUUGGAGGAGAUUAUGCUAAAUCAGAUUACUGUACCACAACCUGCCUAUAAAAAGCAAGGUCAUUAUGAGCUUAUCCUCGUGUAAUGUCACUCGUAUGAAACGUAUGAGAUCAUAUUAGGUAAUAUUUGUGUUGCCAUUUUGCCUCUUUUUUUCUAAUCUGAUUUUCUCCUCUGAUCUCUCGCUAAUACUGUGAGAUAGUGCUACUUACGAUCCCUGCUCUGUAUGUGUGUGUUUGUGUGUCUCUGGCCGCCUGAAUACAACCCACUGAGUUAGUGAAUGUGUCGUUAUAAAAUAAUGCAGGAGAUUAAAAAAAAGCUCAUAAAAAGUAAACCUUCUUGGAGGCCUCGUCCGUGUGAAGUAUUUCAAUUACACACAAUUACUAAUUAAACAUACAGAAGGCUGGUAUAUUCAUUAUUAUCAUGCCAUUGAUGCUAUAAAUAUAAUUAAGUCUUGUUUCUUACAGAAUAAAAUGGCCCAAUUGUUGAAAUCUCCUUUUUUUUAAUGGUUUGCCUCCCGACGACCAUCACUGUCUGACAUAGUUUGACUACUUUAUUUAGCGCAACUAAAUCAGAG
This is a messenger RNA of Anarrhichthys ocellatus (wolf-eel), 11253 nucleotides long. It is a transcript of the gene cfap74, whose product is annotated as cilia and flagella associated protein 74. Bases 3615 to 8651 code for a protein of 1678 amino acids. The record is from RefSeq and is a predicted model, not a curated record. The transcript is spliced from 39 exons. NCBI's taxonomy places the organism in Eukaryota, Metazoa, Chordata, Actinopteri, Perciformes, Anarhichadidae.